CCUCGUCGAUCAAAUGCCAUUCACUUCCAUAGAAUCACUCAUUAUUAAACUGACCUCUUCUCACUUCUUUCCUACUGAGCGCCGUCGUUGCUGAUACCAAUCUUAUUCACCAUAGACUGCCUAAAAACAAUGGCUUCUGCUCCAGAAGACCGUUCCUCUUUGUCUAGUCCCAAUGUGAUUGCCGUUAAGCACAUCGAUUGGGAAGUGACCGUGGACUUUGAUGCCAGCAUCCUGCAUGGAUCUGCUAGCUAUACACUGGAGUAUGUUACCCCUGGGUCCCGUGUUGUUCGUUUGGAUACCAACUUUUUAAAGAUUUUCAAGGUGGUUGAUCCUGCCACCGGCGAGGCACUCUCCUUCACCCACCAUCCAGGCAUCCCCAACAAAUCUUAUUUGGGCCGUCAGCUGAGUAUUAGCUUACCAACAACAUCCAUUGAGAAGGUCAAGGUCUUCUACCAGACCACCAAGCAAUCCAGUGCUGUCCAAUGGCUGCCACCUGAACAAACUGCUGGAGCAAAACACCCCUAUCUCUUCACACAAUGCCAAGCCAUUCACGCUCGAGCCUUGAUCCCCUGUCAGGAUAGACCGGGCAUCAAGGCUACCUACUCGGCCAAGGUGACUGUCCCUAGUUGGGCCACUUGUGUCAUGUCCGCAGUCAUGAAAAAGGAGGAAACCAACGACAAAACAAAAAUUUUUUACUGGGAUCAACCCGUUCCAAUCUCCAGUUAUCUUAUCGCGAUGGCGGUUGGAGAAUUGACCAAAAUUGAUAUAAGCGAACGAUGUGCUGUCUGGAGUGAGCCAUCUGUUGUCAAACAGGCAGCCUGGGAAUUUUCGCAGACUGAAGAUUUUCUCAAAAUUGCCGAAGAAAUAGCGGGAAAGCCGUAUGUCUGGGGUCGAUAUGAUCUAUUGUGCCUGCCGCCUUCCUUCCCUUAUGGAGGCAUGGAGAAUCCCUGUCUUACCUUUGUGACACCCACAUUGCUUGCUGGAGAUCGCUCAUUGGCAGAUGUUGUAGCACAUGAAAUUGCCCACUCUUGGACUGGGAAUCUAGUCACCAAUUCAACGUGGGACCAUUUCUGGCUCAAUGAGGGAUGGACCACCUGGUUUCAACGGAAAAUCAUGGCACGGAUUCACAAAGAUGACAAAUUCUUGCAUUUUGAUGCCAUAGGGGGAUACAAAACUCUUACAGACACCAUCAAGAGAGAAGUGCCUGAUGAGUUCAGUCGAUUGGUGCUGGACGUCGGCGAUUUGGAUCCUGAUGAUUCCUACUCGUCGGUUGCCUAUGAGAAAGGCUUCAACCUCCUCUUUGCACUGGAGACACGAGUUGGGACCCCUGAAUUUGAAAAGUUCUUUCAGGCUUAUGUUUCCAAGUUUGCAUCAAAAACUGUUACAUCUGAAGAGUUCAGAGCAUUCUUCAAUCAACAUUUCAAGACCAAUGCCAAGGUCAAAGACUUUGACUGGAAUACCUGGUUCUACAGCUCUGGGAUGCCUCCGGAAAAACCACAGUUUGACCGAACCCUUGCAGAGGCUUCUGAAAAGCUUGCGAUUGCUUGGUUUGAAGUUGACAGGUCCGGAAACAUGGUGCCUAGUGUCAACUUGAAGGAUUGGUCAUCAGAUCAGAUAACUUGCUUCCUCGAUGCUCUAUUGGAUCUCUGUGAAGACCAGCCACUCAAACUAGAUACUCUCAAAGCCAUGAAACAGCAGUAUGGGUUCGAGUCGACCAAGAAUUCAGAGGUGCUAUUUCGCUUUUGCGAACUAGCCAUUGCCUCAGAAGAUAAGGACAUUGUGCCGAUUGCCCUUCGGUUUGUCACAACACAAGGCCGCAUGAAGUUCACAAGACCAUUAUACAAAGCUUUGUUUCGGUCCAAGAUGGCAUCUGAUUUGGCGGUCGAGACCUUUCUGGCGAAUAAGCAUAUUUACCACCCAAUCUGCACCAAAAUGGUGGCCUCGGAUCUGUCUGUGAGCGUUGAAGAGAAGGCUUCCAUUCUGGAAAGCCCUUACUUCAAAGUCUCUGUGGUUGUUGCAGCUGUGGCUGUUGUCGCAGGUUUUGUUUUGAUGCGAAAGAGGUAACACGCCUGUCUCCAGAGGGAGAUUUCGAGAAUGCGACAAACUCCAAUUUUCUUAAGAGAGGCAACGCUAUUGCGUUCGUGGACAAUAAUUUAGUUUUUCCCAAAGUUAUCUACCUGC
This is a messenger RNA of Seminavis robusta, 2181 nucleotides long. The record is from the annotation of a GenBank genome assembly. Lineage: Eukaryota; Bacillariophyta; Bacillariophyceae; Naviculales; Naviculaceae.